GCCGUCUUGUACGAGUGUCCCGUGCAGAUGGAUGGCACCAACACAAGGACAAAACCAUUUGCUGACCAAACCCUUGGCGGACAUCACCUUUAAGAAACAUGUGAUUAACAAGACGGUGCCCGUUAAGGCUAAGCGACAACUUCCUCCUCAUUUGAGAACAGCUGGGCAGUCUGGGCUGUUGAAGUUCAGGAGUGCGAUUGCAACACAUGCACCUGAGCUGGUGUGGAACCGUUACACAGAGAGGCCAGCACCAGUGAGAAAUGCGAGCCCCAUCAACGACACAGAGGACAUGAAUUCGCAGAAGUGCCUCACAUUGAUCGAUGAAUAUUUCAAGGAGCAGGUGUCGCUCACAGUUACCGAGAGGGCAGAUAUCUGUGCAAAGACCGUAGGCCAGGAUAAGAACCCUCUAUGGUUCACAGAAAGAACCGGGAAGCUAACUGCUUCAAAGUUCCGCAGAAUACUGCACUGCCUGAAGCCAGAAGGGCUUGUUAAAGAAAUACUUUAUCCUCGCAAAGAAAUAAUGAAGAGUGGUGACCCCAGGCUCUACGGAAUACAAAAUGAAGCAAAAGCAGUUCAAAAAUAUCUAGAAUUGAUGCAGCUAUAUGACAAAAAUAUAGAUGUCCUGGAAACAGGAUUACAUAUUCAUGAAUUGCAUUCUUUCAUCGCCGCAUCGCCCGAUCGCCUUGUGAAAGAUGGCAGUGAGGAUGGCCUUCUAGAAGUGAAGUGCCCCGCUUCGAAAGCUGGCCAAAGAGUUGUCGACGCCUGCGCUGACAAAAGUUUUUACUUGGCAGUAACUAAUGGUGAGGUCACCCUGAAGAAAGACCAUUAUUAUUACUACCAAGUACAAGGACAGAUGGGAGUCGCGAACAAGCCAUGGUGCGACUUUGUAGUCUUCACAGACCAUGCUGACCUGCAAGACUGCAUAUCAGUGGAACGUAUAUAUUUUGACGCAGAAAUUUGGAAAGACAUACUUCAGGGCCUGCUGUACUUCUAUAAGGCUGCUAUUAUUCCAGAACUCAUGACCAGACGUAUCCGACGCCUUGGAUUUCUUUACACUACAGGUGCAGGCUACGUGUCCUACAAAAAGUAUGCUGUGGGGUUUUAUCUAGUUGACCAUUGUGAUGAGGACAAUCUGAAGAUGACAAUCAGAAGGCUGACACACACAUAG
This is a messenger RNA of Dermacentor albipictus, 1168 nucleotides long. RefSeq lists its product as uncharacterized. Lineage: Eukaryota; Metazoa; Arthropoda; Arachnida; Ixodida; Ixodidae. Gene Ontology annotation, molecular function: zinc ion binding. The record is from RefSeq and is a predicted model, not a curated record.